ACGCCGCGCUGCGCAGGCGCGGGCGGCCUCGCGCUUGCCGUCGCGUCACGUUCCCCGCCCUUGGGGGUCAUUGCGCAGGCGCGGUAGCUUCGUAGCCCUCUCGGGUCACGCAUCAUUGGGGAGGCUGUGGGGGGCUCGCGGUCGCCGUCACCAUGGGGCAUUUCAACCCUCCUGGUUGCAGAGGAAAUCCAGCAAAGGGAAGGAGAAGAAGCAGAAACGGUUGGAGGAACGGGCAGCCAUGGACGCUGUCUGUGCCAAGGUUGAAGCAGCAAAUAAACUCGGAGACCCUUUAGAAGCUUUUCCCGUGUUCAAGAAAUACGACAGAAACGGGCUGAAUGUUUCCAUCGAGUGCAAACGGGUCUCCAGCUUGGAACCGGCUACUCUGGACUGGGCCUUUGAGCUGACUAAAACGAACAUGCAGACCUUGUACGAGCAGAGCGAGUGGGGGUGGAAAGACCGGGAAAAACGGGACGAAAUGACCGAUGACCGGGCUUGGUACUUAAUCGCUUUGGAAAACGGUUCCCUUCCGGUGGCGUUCUCGCACUUCCGCUUUGAUGUCGAAUACGGAGAGGAAGUUCUCUAUUGCUAUGAAAUACAGCUGGAGAGCAAAGCAAGAAGGAAAGGUCUCGGCAAGUUCCUCAUUCAGAUCCUGCAGCUUGUGGCAAACAGCACACAGAUGAAGAAAGUCAUGUUGACGGUCUUCAAACACAAUCACGGAGCCAACCAGUUCUUCAGAGACGCUUUGCAAUUUGAAAUAGACGAUACCUCACCGAACGUGUCUGGCUGCUGUGGGGAAGACUGCUCCUACGAAAUUCUCAGCCGAAGAACAAAAUUUGGGGAGGGCCAGCAGGCCCACUUGGGCACUCCGUGUGGGGGCUGUUGCCACUGAGGGGCUCCGUGGCUCUCCGACAGACUGCGCCACUCUCCAGGUAGGCGUGCCUUCCUCGUGGCUUCUCUUGACCUGUCUCAAUUCUGGCUGCGCUCCUGAGUCAAGAGGGACAGAACUCCUGUGUGUCGGGAUUUGAGGUUUUCCUCCCAUCGGAGAUCCUUUAAAUCGAAGCCGAGUCAUACCUUUAGGGCUGAUCUUGCUUACCUGCAGCCUCGAACCGAAGUGGGAAUCUGCCAGAUUUUCUUUCUUUCUUUCUUUCUUUCUUUCUUUCUUUCUUUCUUUCUUUCUUUCUUUCUUUCUUUCUUUCUUUCUUUCUCUCUCUCUCUCUCUCUCUCUCUCUCUCUCUCUCUCUCUCUCUCACUUUUUUUUUCCCCAUGGAAAAUUUAUGAGGUUCCUGCCUAAAGCCGCUGAUGAGAAUAGUGGAUGAAGGAUAGACUUUGGGGAUGGCAGAUCAAGGCCACUGGUGACAGUUCUGUAUUAAUUUGGUUCCGGCUUCCCACUUUUGUUUUUGAAUAGCUGCAAGACGUGCGUUCAUAAUUUUGCCAGAUGACUCCGGUGGGUUUUAACAAGAACGCUUGCUUCCUUUAAACCAGUCCCUUGGCUGUGUGUUUCAAAGCAACUCUGGCUGUGUGGGCUGAUAGGAGGAGGAGGAGGGAUCCACAACAGAUUUUUAGAACGGGAUCCUAAGUAACCUGGUGCAUCUGGUUAGACCUCCCUCCUUGUUCAUUGGGGACAAUAUCGGCGUGAAUGGAUUACUCCGUGCAACCUGCUUUUGGUCAAGUCCUCAAAUCUGGACCUUCAGCCUAACUAAGAUUGUUUGAUUUCCUCUUGGCCUACUGCAUCGGAAACAACUCAAGAGUGGUUUUGUUGUCCCAAAGUCCCAGUAGAAGCAAUUGUGCACGCGCAAAAAAAAAAAAAAAUCAAUUUCACCUGGGAGUUGUGUGUUGCUAUUGUUCAGGAGACCCUAUGGUCAUUGGUUUUGGAAUUAAAAACUGCAAGCAUUACAUUCCCCCAUCAAAAGAUACAUUGGUUUCUUCACAUCUUGAUUUUCCUCAGAUUUUUCCAUUGAUGGAUUUCUCCCUCAAAAAAAAGGGGAAGGGGGUUGGUUGAGCAUGUUGCGUGUGACCUGCAAAAUGCUUUCCAAUUUGAAGCUGAAAUGACACUGUUGUAUUUCUUGGUGUAUCUAGUGGGUGUUUUGUUAUCUCUUUUUUUUUUUUUUUUUUUUUUGCAUUUUGGGGAAGUUUUGUUCCACGGAGCAAAUUUUGAGAUAACGACUCUUUUUAGCCAGUAACUUUUGCUGGAAUCAAAGGGAACAACUCGGUUUAUUUUUAAAUGAAAAGAUUCACUUUUUGUCUGUUUUCAAAAUAAAGGCUCUGUUUGAUCUCCA
This is a messenger RNA of Crotalus tigris (Tiger rattlesnake), 2276 nucleotides long. It is a transcript of the gene NAA40, whose product is annotated as N-alpha-acetyltransferase 40, NatD catalytic subunit. The record is from RefSeq and is a predicted model, not a curated record. The transcript is spliced from 8 exons. Gene Ontology annotation, molecular function: histone H2A acetyltransferase activity; histone H4 acetyltransferase activity; protein N-terminal-serine acetyltransferase activity. Lineage: Eukaryota; Metazoa; Chordata; Lepidosauria; Squamata; Viperidae. Gene Ontology annotation, cellular component: nucleus. The coding region runs from base 239 to 889 and encodes 216 amino acids.